CUUUCAUCUCAUUCAACAGCUCCGGCACUGUAAAGGUUCCGGCUCCGCAGACUCACAGCAUUCCGCCACCAUAAAAUCCGGUUAUUUAUAUGACACUUUGACGGUUUCACCACCAACCAUAUCAUCAACUGUUAUGUCAGGCUCCGAAGAAUUGGCUUUGCAAGCCGGCCGUUGGAUGAAAUGCCUGAACCAAACGUUGUGUCCUGGACCUCGCUCCGGUUGCGUCGACACGGGUCAGCCCGGAAUGGCUCUCUGGCUCUUUUGGAAGAUGCCCGAGUGUACGGUUCUGCCCAACGAGUUCACUUUCGCGACUGUGAUUAAUGAGUGUUCGAUCCUUGCUAAUCUCAGAACUGGGAAAAGAGUUCAUGGGCCUGUUGAACUUUUGUGUUUUCGAUCUAACCUUGUUGUUUUCUCUUCGCUGGUUGAUAUGUACGGGAGUGCAACGAUAUCGAUAAUGCUCAGCGGGUUUUUGAUUCGAUGGGCUGUAGGAAUGUUGUUUCUUGGACUUCAAUUAUCAAUUGCUUACUCAUUGAUCGGAGAGUGGGAGAAUGCUCAUGGUCUUAGGUCAGAAAUGAGGCGUACGAGAGUGCAAAAAGAACCUGGGCGCAACCGGUUUGAGGUCAAGGACUCAACUUAUGUAGUUGACGCAGGAGAUGUAUCAUCAUGUGCGCGAGGGAGCGAGGUGGUGGCCUUGUUGAGGAAGUUGGAAGGUAAGAUGAAACAAAGAGGAAGGUCUUUGUGGAUGUGGAGGAGUAGGCCAAGGAGGAAAUUGUAGGUUUGCACGGUGAUGGAUUUGCGUUGGUAACCAAACUAAAAGGAUUGUCAAGAAGUUUUCAAGCUCAUUGGUGCCUGAGAUUGUUGAGUGGGAGUUUCUUGUUAGAGACGUUAACAUAUUUCAUCACUUU
Pyrus x bretschneideri (Chinese white pear) is the source of this 905-nucleotide messenger RNA. RefSeq names its product pentatricopeptide repeat-containing protein At4g15720-like. The transcript has a single exon. Gene Ontology annotation, molecular function: RNA binding; protein binding. Gene Ontology annotation, biological process: RNA modification. Lineage: Eukaryota; Viridiplantae; Streptophyta; Magnoliopsida; Rosales; Rosaceae. The record is from RefSeq and is a predicted model, not a curated record. The coding region runs from base 134 to 775 and encodes 213 amino acids.